GGAAGAGCGACCCAGUCUAACACAGCCGGCAAGAGUCUUGAGACUCGUCCGCUGACCACCGCCACCUGGCGAAUCCAACACGGAAUUACAGACAGUGCCUCCUCUUCCGAUUCUCCAAUGUUCACAGCUCGGCCGGAGCCUACCGUCUUCCCCUUCUAUUUCCACCGGAUUUUUAACACUCCUAACCACCCCAUAUCAGGACAAGACCGCGCUAAAGGGGGAAAAUGUCAAGUGACAGACAACGAUCAGAUGAUGAAAGUCCGAGUACCAGCAGCGGCAGCUCUGAUGCAGACCAGAGAGACCCUCCGGUACCCGAACCAGAGGAACAAGAGGAGAGAAAACAGCCUUCAGCGACUCAGCAGCAGAAGAAAAGUACCAAACUGUCCAGCAAAACGACAGCAAAAUUGUCCACCAGUGCUAAAAGAAUUCAGAAGGAGCUAGCUGAAAUUACUCUGGAUCCCCCACCUAACUGCAGUGCGGGGCCAAAAGGAGACAACAUAUACGAAUGGAGGUCCACCAUCCUGGGGCCCCCUGGCUCUGUGUACGAAGGAGGAGUCUUUUUCCUGGACAUCACCUUCUCUUCCGACUACCCCUUCAAACCACCAAAGGUCACUUUCCGCACACGGAUCUAUCACUGCAAUAUUAACAGCCAGGGCGUGAUCUGCCUGGACAUCCUGAAAGACAACUGGAGCCCCGCCCUCACAAUAUCCAAGGUCCUGCUGUCCAUCUGCUCCCUCCUGACAGACUGCAACCCAGCGGACCCCCUGGUGGGCAGCAUAGCUACUCAGUACCUGACCAACAGAGCAGAACACGACAGGAUAGCCCGACAGUGGACCAAGAGGUACGCCACAUAAACCGGAAGACGCCCACCCCGACCCCGCCCGUCGCAGUGUAAAGCUCACGGAGGCGACUUUACAACGUGCAACAAAUCUUUAUAGCCUUUACAAUACGGACUUCUGUGUAUAUGUUAUACUGGUUUUACUCUGCGCUUUUACCGCUCUGAAGAUCGGGAGGAGACAGCCCCGCCCGUCCCCACAGGUAAAGGCUACCGGAGUAGAAUUUUGUAGCUGUAGAUUUAGUUAUGUUUAAAUGCCUACUUGCAAGUCUUGCUUCUUUGGGAUAUAAAAUGUAUUUUGUGAUGUAAUAAGGAAACUGUUCCUAAAGUCAACCAAAUAUUAUGGUGCAUUUUAGCCUAAUCCAUUAUCUGUAUGAAUUUAAGGGAAAAAAAGAACCUAGCAGUAGAUUAUUAGGAAUUAUGUCAUUUAUAUGAAACUCAGAUCCAUUUCCAGUUAUGUGGUACAUGCUGUUGUGAACUCUGUUUUACCUUUGUCAAUUUGUAUUGAAAAGAUUUCAUUGAACCUUUUGUAGCCAAGCGAAGGUGAUCCACCACUGUAACACCCCCAAACACAAUAAACUCCUUCCCCACAGUCA
Messenger RNA from Conger conger (European conger), 1431 nucleotides. RefSeq names its product ubiquitin-conjugating enzyme E2 E3. The transcript is spliced from 6 exons. The coding region runs from base 225 to 854 and encodes 209 amino acids. Gene Ontology annotation, biological process: protein polyubiquitination. Gene Ontology annotation, molecular function: ubiquitin conjugating enzyme activity. Gene Ontology annotation, cellular component: nucleus. Lineage: Eukaryota; Metazoa; Chordata; Actinopteri; Anguilliformes; Congridae. The record is from RefSeq and is a predicted model, not a curated record.